Molecule: messenger RNA, 1898 nt
Organism: Pyrenophora tritici-repentis Pt-1C-BFP
Lineage: Eukaryota; Fungi; Ascomycota; Dothideomycetes; Pleosporales; Pleosporaceae
Source: RefSeq, a predicted model, not a curated record
GUUUCACUUCUCCGUCAACCUUGGCUUCUGGCUGCGCAGCAGGCAAUCACCGUACCAUGGCGUCGCCGGCGCCUUCAAUAAGCAUUCGGGCCAACCGUAAAGACGGCCCAGUAUACAUCCAGCUCUUGACUUCGCCAUCUUUCUUCACGGCAGGGGAUCUCAUCAAAGGCAACCUACUUGUUACGCCCACCUCGCGACCUAUUCACAUCAGUGUCGGCCUGCUUGGCUCAUGUACGAUUCAAGACGGAAAUGCCGGAAACGUACGAGUUGACUUUUUGCACCACUCGCAACAUGUGUUCAUCUCCAGAACCAGUAGCCAGAAUUUUGAGCUUCUUCCCAAGAGCACAAAAAGUCCUGGCAAGGUCGAGCUGCCUUUCUCUCUGAUAGUCCCACACCAUGCGACUUUGUCACCGCCCUCCGACAGGACCUGGUUCUACUCCAAGGACUCUUACAACCACCCACGAUUUCAACACUCACCCGGGUUCCCACUGCCUCCGAGCUGUACUGGUAAUACUCAUUCAAGUCCUCGUGUCAUAUAUCACCUGGAAGCAUACAUGGAAUCGCAUACCCCGGGUAGUCAACUACUGAAGAUACGUGAAGAGAUCAAGUACCUGCCACCAGCGCCCCAAUACCAUCCAGCACUCCUUCAGCCAGACCUAAACUUUGGCACGAGACUACCCAAACAUUACAGCCGCGAAAAAUUCAUUCGCUCUCGCAGGCUAUUCCCCAACUACGACGAACAUAAUGGAAAGCUUGGGAAAAUCAAAGACAAACUCGUCGACAAGGAGUUGUUAUUUGGUCUUCAAAGCUUUGCUGAAGUCCCAUACGUCAAAUUUAACCUCUUUGCAACUCCUGCCAGCGUCUUGGUCAUCGGCAAGCGGGUCCCAGUCGUCAUUACCGUUCAGCAUUUGAAGCGGUCCGAGUCUCUUGCCAAUCCACCCGAGUUGUUUCUGCGCCGCAUUAAAGUCCAGCUACUAUCCGCAUAUAACACGUUCGUACCUACCGAGAUAUUGGCGCGACGGAACAGCCAGGAGUACUUGCACACAGAACGCGACACUAUCACGCUUUGUGAUAAGAAGUUUGAGAAGGGCAACGGAGAGCCACUCUUCGACGGAAUGAAUCUCCUAGACGUGGCAGAUGUCAAACUCAUACACGACAAGAUCGUUCCGAGUUUUACGUCAUAUGGUCUGAAUUUAGAACAUGAGCUGCAAAUUGAGGUGUAUGGGAGAUGUGCAGACCGCGACUUUCAGGGGAUUGCGUGUACUCAGCCAGUACAAGUUGUAACGGAUUGGCAAGCGUGUACUGUCCUAGAGGAUGUCGGAUCUUGGCCAGUGUAUCAAGAGUUGGAUCGCACAACACACAGUCGUGAGGUAGAUACGACUACGGACUUGCAAGAGUUGGAUGAAAUGGCACCGCCAUAUCAGCUUCACUCAAGACACAUGGCGCCAUUUAUCGCGGACAGCGUACCACCACCCGAAUACGAUGGAUAGCAUAGUAGCCCGAUUUUGUGAUACUAUGUCUCUUGCUACAUCGCUGCAUGAAAUAUAACUCUCAAGUAGAGUGUUGGAACUUUUCUGCUUUUGGAUACACGGUGUAUUGGACAUCAGGACAGUCGCCAGGAUACGGGUUGGUUUUGUGAUCACUGCACGAUAUGGCGCAACAGUCCAGCGUUUUUUGUCAUGUUCGUCUAUAUUUGCCACCAUGUCUAUCACAUAGUAGCCUUUUCAUUAUUCCAUAUGGCCUUGGAUCAGCCAAGCUAUAAGUCUACGUUGUCAAGUUUGUUAAAGUUGUUAUUUCAGCGUCACACAAGCAAUGAAUCAAGGCGGCUAGGAGUUUCGCGAUCCGGUCAGGUCAGGCGUAUAGAAGUAUAUAUAUCCCCAAUUGAAUCAUUUCCUGGA